UUUGUGGAGUCUGGAGACAUCAGUAACUGUGGUUCUGACUUCUGAGAUCAUGUUAAAUCUAUUUUCCUUAUCCACGAUUUUACUCAAUGUUCAUUGUUUUUAGGAAAUCCAAGACAUAGCUGAACUCAUGCACUGAUUUGAAGAGUGCAGAGCCAUCACCUUUGACUGAUAAUUGUAGCCAUCUUGUUUGGGUUUAGAAAUAAAAGAGGGGAGGGGCAUCUCUCUAUUUAGUGGUUCUAUAUGCCCUUAAAAAGUGACAUGAGAGUGCUAUUUCUUAAACUAUACACUGUAGCAGCAGGGACGCUCUGACUUUUUUAGUGAAGUAUGUAACGGGAAUGGCUGGUUUUAGUAUGGGGUCUCUUUAGGGGGGAAAUGUUCCCUGAGAAAAGGCUACCAAAAGAAUGAUGAGCUUAAGGAACAAACAAUGUCACUUGUAUUGGUGCUUAGGUUUUAUUUAUUUUGUCUUUGUGUAAGAGACUUAUAUUUAGAUGAUUAGAUGCAGCUACUUUUUCAGUUUCCAUGGAUCUGACAUGAUUGUCGAUGUAAAUCAGACUUUUACAUGUCACCGGGAUUUAAAGUUUUUUACUUCUCUUAUGCUUAGUCAGGAGUAGGCGAGUAGCAAAAGAAUGACGAGCUUAAGGAACAAACAAUGUCACUUAUAUUGUCUUUGUGUAAGAGACUUAAAUUUAGAUGAUUAGAUGCUGUCACUUUUUCAGUUUCCAUGGAUCUGACAUGAUUGUAGAUGUAAAUCAGACUUUUACAUGUCACCGGGAUUUAAAGUUUUUUUAGCUCUCUUAUGCUUGGUUGGGAAUAAAUACAAUUAUGGUUUGUUUCACCUUUGGGGGUUAUAAAAUUUGGGGUUUAGAUUAGUUGUAUGGUGCUAAGUAUAUUAAAACGUUCAUUUGUUUUAAUUAAAAGAUCAGAUAUGAUAUUCUGAUCCUUUUUGCCCACUGCUAAAUUAUGCCUUUAUUCUGUAUUGACUAUUGGCAUGCAUGUGUAGCCAUGUAUACUACAUGAGUGGUGAUGCAUGGAAGGAAUGAGGUAUUGAUGCUACAGGUGCUCUGAUGGUGAUAACUCUGAAAAUUAUAUCAUGUGUCAUAAACUAUAAUGAUGGAAUUCUCAAAGAGGAUGAUCUACGUGAAGCACAAAAGAAAAAUUGGUUGCUGAAGAUGCCAUCAUUACUGGAGUACUUUGGGUUCUGUCUAUGUUGUGGAAGUCACUUUGCCGGUCCUGUUUAUGAAAUGAAAGACUAUAUUGAAUGGACAGAGAGGAAAGGGAUCUGGCAACCUUCGGCCAAGGGACAGUCCCCCUCUCCUUAUUGGGCAACUCUCAGGGCUCUUCUGCAAUCUGCUAUCUGCAUGGGCUUGUAUCUGUAUCUUGUACCACAAUUCCCACUUUCUCGAUUCACAGAACCAGUGUACCAAGAAUAUGGGUUCUUCAAGAAGUUGAGUUACCAGUACAUGUCAGGUUUCACUGCUCGUUGGAAGUAUUAUUUUAUUUGGUCAAUUUCAGAAGCUUCUACUAUUAUUUCCGGCCUGGGAUUCAGUGGCUGGACAGAUUCAAAUCCACCCAAGCCAAAAUGGGACCGUGCAAUAAAUGUCGAUAUAUUAGGUCUCGAGUUGGCUAAGAGUGCAGUGCAGAUACCAGUAUACCACUUGUGUGGAAUAUUCAAGUCAGCACCUGGCUUAGGCACUGUUUGAAAGUACACGGUGAUAGAGAGAUUGACAAAGAGAUAAGCUUCAAGGAAUGGAGCAGAUGAUAGGAAAGAUAGAAGUUCCCGGGAACUACAAUCCUUAUUUACAACAAGAAGACUACAACAUGGAUGGAUAACCGUAUAGAUCUCUUGACUUGUGGUAUAUGUGCUUUAUGAACUGAAAAUAUUAGUUUCUUCUACUCGAACUCGGAGAAUGCUGACCUUGUCGUCUUGAACUGCAUUUUGUCUGGCCUCGUUGCUUUAAAUUACUCAUGUAUUGGACUGCAUUUUGCCCUGUAGAUUAACAGAUCUUACUUUUGAAUCUUUGAUGAUUGUUUUUGCAACUUCUGAAUGUUAAUAUUAUGUUCUCAAUGUUAUUUUAUUAUUUGAAUUUU
Messenger RNA from Salvia miltiorrhiza (redroot sage), 2088 nucleotides. Its product is annotated as lysophospholipid acyltransferase 1-like. NCBI's taxonomy places the organism in Eukaryota, Viridiplantae, Streptophyta, Magnoliopsida, Lamiales, Lamiaceae. Gene Ontology annotation, biological process: phospholipid biosynthetic process; lipid modification; triglyceride biosynthetic process. The transcript is spliced from 5 exons. Gene Ontology annotation, cellular component: membrane; endoplasmic reticulum. The coding region runs from base 1065 to 1700 and encodes 211 amino acids. Gene Ontology annotation, molecular function: acyltransferase activity. The record is from RefSeq and is a predicted model, not a curated record.